Molecule: messenger RNA, 492 nt
Organism: Epithele typhae
Lineage: Eukaryota; Fungi; Basidiomycota; Agaricomycetes; Polyporales; Epitheliaceae
Exons: 3
Coding region: 1-492 (163 amino acids)
Source: RefSeq, a predicted model, not a curated record
AUGUCGCUUUCCUCCCUCUUAUUGACUUCCACCGCAUUCUCCCUCGCUGGCUCCGCAGCCGCUCAGAUCAACGGGGGAAGCAACAUAUCGAACCAGUCACAUAAGGUCCGACUUGCCGCAGGCGCUAUUGCAGGCAUAGCCAUCGGCGUUAUUGCCCUCAUCGCUCUCUUGACGCUUAUCGGCGUCUGCUGCCUCUGUCGCAAGCGUCGUCGUGCGGGCUUCAGUGGCACGGGUGGCACGAGGUUUGGUCGGUUUGGGAGAACUGGUGGUCCGAUGGGCACGACUGCAGCAACAGGCCCCGGCAUGAACAACGGAAACACAGGCUUCAACUACGCGGGUGCACAGGAGUCCGGGCCAGGUAUGGGCGGCUGGAACCAGACGGCUCAGCCUGCCUACCAGCCUCCCCACGGCGCGCCCCCCACCGGUCUCCACGCAGCGCCACAUCCGGGCGGCUUUACGGCGCCCCAGCAAGCACACACUAAACCGUACUGA